AUCUGCAUGGACGAAUUAUAAAAUUAGUACAAGUGACUAAAUAUUUGUUUUAAAUUAGCUCUCUAUUAUUUUCAAAUUUUCGAUCAAUUGGUUAUUUGUUCUAUCGGUUUGGUUAAUAAUCAAGUGAUAAUAUUUAAUGGGCGACUUUAAACCAUAAAUAUAUGAGGAUGGAAUUGAAUAAAGUUAUUUUAAAUGUCGGCGGUAUAAGACACGAAACUUAUAAGUCGACACUUAAAAAAAUACCAGCGACACGGCUGUCGCGUUUAACAGAAGCGCUUGUUAAUUAUGAUUCAAAUUUAAAUGAAUAUUUCUUCGACAGGCAUCCCGGUGUGUUUAAUCAAGUUCUUAAUUAUUAUCGUACCGGCAAGCUUCAUUAUCCCAGCGAUGUUUGCGGUCCAUUAUUUGAAGAAGAACUUGAAUUCUGGGGCCUUGACUCUAAUCAGGUCGAGCCAUGCUGCUGGAGUACCUACAGCACUUACAAAGACACAAAAGCGACCCUAGCGAUUCUCGACAAACUUGACGUCGAGGGUGUUAAACUGUCUGAUCAAGAAACAGCCCAUUUGUUCGGAUACGAGGAAGAAUACUUGCGUGGAACAUUAACACGGUGGCAACGACUUAAGCCGCGUAUUUGGGCGGUUGUAGAGGAACCUUAUUCAUCAAAAUUCGCAAAAUAUAUUGCCUGUUUGUCUAUUCUCUUUAUAUGUCUUUCAGUUUUAUCGUUUUGUCUGAAAACAAAUCACGUAAACGUUAAACAUUCACGAACUCAUACUGCUCGUAAAGUUUUUUAUUAUAUCGAACACAUUUGUAAUGCCUGGUUCGCUCUGGAAAUCGUCAUCAGGUGCCUGGUCAGUCCCAGCUUCAAACGUUUGGUAGCAUCGCCAGUGAAUGUAAUCGAUAUGGCAGCAACACUUAGCUUUUAUACAGAGCUCUUUAUGACCAAAUCAAAUAUCUACGUUGAGGUUUUGUCUAUUGUACGAGUUCUCAGGCUUUUUAAACUGACCAGACACUCUCCGGGUCUGAGGAUUCUCAUCCACACUUUUAAGGCCUCGGCAAAAGAAUUGGGCCUACUGGUUUUCUUCCUUGUACUUGGGAUCGUUGUGUUCGCGAGUCUCAUCUUCUAUGCAGAGCGAUUGCAGGAAAAUCCGGAGAAUGACUUUAAUAGUAUACCAGAGGGACUUUGGUGGGCACUAGUAACCAUGACGACAGUUGGUUACGGUGACAUGACACCCAAGACAUUUCCUGGGAUGUUCGUCGGCGGACUGUGUGCUCUAGCCGGGGUAUUGACUAUUGCUCUACCGGUACCCGUUAUCGUCAGCAAUUUUUCUAUGUUCUAUUCCCACAGUCAGGCACGCAGUAAAUUACCAAAGCAGAGACGUAAAAUUUUGCCCGCUGAAAUUCCACGUCGACGGAGUCAGAGAUUCAAUCAACAGAAAAUCCACGAGCAUUUGGAAACGUCUUUCGGUGACGGGACUGACCAGUCAAUCAUACCCGCGGCAAAUGAAGACGACGAUAAAUGUAAAGUCUAGUAGCAAAGAAAUGAUAAAUAUUUAAGUAUUUCAUACACCGGAUAUCAAAGUAUUUGAUACAAAAAGUAAGUGAUGUGUCUCUUUGCAGACAGCAUAAAAAUAAAAUUAAAAUAGAGACAAAGAUGGAGACGGAGACGGAGACGCAGAGACUGACGGGGAUGAAGAUGGAAAUGAGGAUGGAGAUGGAAAGGAAGAGAAAAACUACCCGAGGCAAAAAGAAUUGCUAAAGGAUUCAAUUGUUUCCCGAAGACAUUCUUCGUAUGAUAAAAAGAGUUAAACAAAAAUAUAAGAUAAAAAGAAAUAUAAGAGUUUAGUAAGAAAAAAAUAGCAGAGGAUAAAGAACAAGAAUUGACUGACAAAUUCCUGGUGGUAGAUUUCUGGGUCUUUACCCCGACGAUCCGACGGAUGCUCUGUUAACGCAAAAAGCCACGUAAAAAAGGUUUCACUCACUCUGUCACCCCCGUCUAUUUGCGGAUAAAAGAUCCUCGAGAUGUUUGCAACCCGAUAUCCUUUUUAGUUUUAGACCUUUUUUUUUUCAGGGAACUAUCUAUUUUAUCAUACUUCGAUUUUUUAUCUAUUGCAUUUUACUCCCGACAAGACAGAACACUUGCA
Molecule: messenger RNA, 2138 nt
Organism: Microplitis demolitor
Lineage: Eukaryota; Metazoa; Arthropoda; Insecta; Hymenoptera; Braconidae
Product: potassium voltage-gated channel protein Shaw
Exons: 5
Coding region: 162-1526 (454 amino acids)
Biological process (GO): potassium ion transmembrane transport; protein homooligomerization
Cellular component (GO): axon; voltage-gated potassium channel complex; dendrite membrane
Molecular function (GO): protein binding; delayed rectifier potassium channel activity
Source: RefSeq, a predicted model, not a curated record